AUGCCCCACAACACAAACAUCACCGACGUCGGACUUCCCUAUGGCGGAUAUCCCAAGAUCGUGUCUGCCGGCUGGAACGACAAUUACCUACCCCUGUGGAUGCAAGACGCAGGCUAUGAUACUUACUACGUCGGCAAACUGUGGAACUCGCAUACAGAGGAGAAUUAUAACGCGCCGUAUGCGCGUGGAUUCAACGGCUCGGAGUUCUUGCUCGACCCGUGGACGUAUAGAUACUAUCAUGCGCGGAUGACGCGGAACGGGGAGAAACCGGUGAAGUAUGAUGGGAAGUAUUCGACUGAUGUGAUCAAGAACAAAGCAUUAGGAUUUUUGGAUGACGCCUUGAAAGAGGAAAAGACGAGACCGUUCAUGUUGACGGUUGCGCCGAACGCGCCGCAUUCGAAUGGGAGUCAUGAUCCUGGGCGAGGCACGACGUGGUUCGGCGAGCCGGAGUAUGCGCCGCGACAUGCGGGGCUGUUUAAAGAUUACAAGAUCCCGAGAGAUGAUAGCUUUAAUAAGGUCAUUCAGGGAGCGGUUGGGUGGACGGCUGAGUUGUCUGAGUUGAGUCAGAAAGAGGUUGAUUAUAUUGAUGAGUUUCAGCGGUGUCGGUUGCGGGCGCUCCAGGCUGUCGAUGAACUCAUUGCGGAGUUGAUCGAGAAGUUGGAUAAAGCUGGGGAGUUGGAUAAUACGUAUAUCUUCUUUUCGACGGAUAAUGGGUAUCAUAUUGGACAGCAUGCUAUGCAGCCGGGGAAGAAUUGUGGAUAUGAAACUGAUAUCAACGUCCCCUUAAUCGUCCGAGGCCCAGGGAUCCCCGAAGAUGCUACUCUAGAUGCCGUGACUAGCCAUACUGAUCUGGCGCCUACAUUCUUAUCGCUUGCGGGCUCCUCCAGACCUGGUCUCGAUGGAAAGCGCAUCCCCACAACGCUCGAUGCCGGCAAGGCAGACAACAAGACCGAGCAUGUUGCCAUUGAAUACUGGGGACGGGCUAUCCCUGAAGGAAUCUAUGGCCACUACAGCGACAGAGGCGAACAGCCCGGCAACGGCUACCGCAACAACACAUACAAGGCUGUACGUCUUGUAUCUGAAGACUACAGCGUCUACUACGCCGUAUGGUGUACGAACGAGCAGGAGUUCUACGAUCUGAAGAACGACCCCCACCAAACAACCAACCUCGCCUCAAAAGACACAAAAUCUAACUCAACUACCAUUGCCUCUCGUCCACUCCCUCAAAUCCUCUCCCGUCUAGAUACCCUCAUGCUCGUCCUGAAAUCCUGCACUGAGGACUCUUGCCGCUACCCCUGGCGUCAUCUGCACCCGGCCGGGGAGGUCAAUAGUCUGGCAGAUGCGCUGGAUGAAGGAUUCGAUAAGUUCUAUGCAAGCCAGCCGAAAGUGGCGUUCUCUGAAUGUAAUCUGGGAUAUCAUACGUGGGCGGAAGGACCGCAGGAGUUUAAUAUCUUUGGGCAGGGAGGUGGGACUGAAAAGAGAGGAUGGGGAUUGUUUGGCUUCGAGUGGGUUUGA
Aspergillus affinis is the source of this 1515-nucleotide messenger RNA. RefSeq names its product sulfatase family protein. Gene Ontology annotation, molecular function: glycosaminoglycan binding; N-acetylglucosamine-6-sulfatase activity; arylsulfatase activity. The record is from RefSeq and is a predicted model, not a curated record. Lineage: Eukaryota; Fungi; Ascomycota; Eurotiomycetes; Eurotiales; Aspergillaceae. The transcript has 4 exons. Gene Ontology annotation, biological process: phenol-containing compound metabolic process. Bases 1 to 1515 code for a protein of 504 amino acids.